Messenger RNA from Marmota monax (woodchuck), 3908 nucleotides. RefSeq names its product nuclear respiratory factor 1 (gene Nrf1). Bases 359 to 2047 code for a protein of 562 amino acids. Gene Ontology annotation, biological process: regulation of transcription by RNA polymerase II. The transcript is spliced from 15 exons. Gene Ontology annotation, cellular component: nucleus. Gene Ontology annotation, molecular function: DNA-binding transcription factor activity, RNA polymerase II-specific; RNA polymerase II cis-regulatory region sequence-specific DNA binding. The record is from RefSeq and is a predicted model, not a curated record. Lineage: Eukaryota; Metazoa; Chordata; Mammalia; Rodentia; Sciuridae.
CGCUCGCCAUUGCCGCUGGUGGCAGGAGGCUGCGAGGAGCCGGCGCGGUCGCAGUCUCCACGGCGCAGGCCCACGGUAGCGCAGCCGCUCUGAGGUGCUAAGGAUCGAACCCAGUGCCUCACACAUGCUAGGCAAGCACUCUGCCAUUGAGCCCCAGCCCCAGCCUCAGCAAUAAUUUCUUUAAAGGCUGAAUAAUAUGUGGUAUGUAUGUACCACAUUUUGUUUCCCAAUCACCCGUUGAUGGACACUUGGGUAGCUUCUACCUUUUGGCUAUUGUGAAUAAUGCUGCUAUGAAUAUGAACAUGGGUAUACAAAUCUCUCUUUGAGACCCUGCUUCCAAUUCUUCUGGUAGAUCUUCAUGGAGGAACACGGAGUGACUCAAACUGAACACAUGGCUACCAUAGAAGCCCAUGCAGUGGCCCAACAAGUACAACAGGUCCACGUGGCUACUUACACUGAACACAGUAUGCUAAGUGCUGAUGAAGACUCCCCUUCUUCUCCUGAGGACACCUCUUAUGAUGAUUCAGAUAUUCUCAACUCAACAGCGGCUGAUGAGGUUACAGCCCAUCUGGCUGCUGCAGCGGUGCUGGGGAUCAAACCCAGGGCUUCACGUAUGCUAGGUCCUGUGGGAAUGGCUGCUGCUGCUGCUGUGGCAACAGGGAAGAAACGGAAACGGCCUCAUGUGUUUGAGUCUAAUCCAUCUAUCCGGAAGAGACAGCAAACACGUUUGCUUCGGGAUGGUCUGAGAAAUCUUUUUGAUAAGUCAACCUUUGAACAGAGACCUGAAGGAACUGAAGGAGCAACCAUGUUGAAGUACAGGGGAAGAGCAUUUCGGGCAGAAGGAAUAUCAAGAUCCAAGGCUCUGAGGAAACUUCGAGCCACAUUAGAUGAAUAUACAACUCGAGUGGGACAGCAAGCUAUUGUCCUUUGUAUCUCACCCUCCAAACCCAACCCCGUUUUUAAAGUGUUUGGUGCAGCACCUUUGGAGAAUGUGGUGCGAAAGUACAAGAGCAUGAUCCUGGAAGACUUGGAGUCUGCUCUGGCAGAACACGCCCCUGCACCACAGGAGGUUAACUCAGAACUGCCGCCUCUCACCAUCGAUGGGAUCCCAGUCUCUGUGGACAAAAUGACCCAGGCCCAGCUUCGGGCAUUUAUCCCAGAGAUGCUCAAGUACUCCACAGGUCGGGGAAAGCCAGGCUGGGGGAAAGAAAGCUGCAAGCCUAUCUGGUGGCCUGAAGAUAUCCCAUGGGCAAAUGUCCGGAGUGACGUCCGCACAGAAGAGCAAAAGCAGAGGGUUUCAUGGACACAAGCACUAAGGACCAUAGUUAAAAACUGUUACAAACAGCAUGGGCGGGAGGAUCUUUUAUAUGCUUUUGAAGAUCAACAAACACAGGCUACUACCACACACAGUAUAGCCCAUCUUGUACCAUCACAGACUGUAGUGCAGACCUUUAGCAACCCUGACGGCACUGUCUCACUCAUCCAGGUUGGUACAGGGGCAACAGUGGCCACAUUGGCUGAUGCUUCAGAACUGCCAACCACAGUCACUGUUGCCCAAGUGAAUUAUUCUGCUGUGGCUGAUGGAGAGGUGGAACAAAAUUGGGCCACAUUGCAGGGAGGAGAAAUGACCAUCCAGACGACGCAAGCAUCAGAGGCAACACAGGCGGUAGCGUCGUUGGCAGAGGCCGCAGUGGCAGCUUCACAGGAAAUGCAACAGGGAGCUACUGUCACCAUGGCACUCAACAGGUGGAGGCAGGGUGAAGCUGCCGCUCAUGCUGUCGCCACCCUGGCUGAAGCCACCUUACAAGGCGGGGGACAGAUCGUCCUGUCUGGGGAAACCGCAGCAGCCGUUGGAGCACUUACUGGAGUCCAAGAUGCUAAUGGCCUGGUCCAGAUCCCUGUGAGUAUGUACCAGACUGUGGUAACCAGCCUCGCCCAGGGCAACGGACCAGUGCAGGUGGCCAUGGCACCUGUAACCACCAGGAUAUCGGACAGCACAGUCACUAUGGACGGCCAGGCUGUGGAGGUGGUGACAUUGGAACAGUGACAUGCAGCCGUAUCAUGGCAUCGUUUUCUAGUCUACUUCAAAAUUUUUUACACGUUUGCAGAGGUGCAAUCAAAUGGAAUUAAGUCUCACGACUUUGGAAGAAAAGUUUUGUUAACCUUUUUUUUUUAAAAGGAAGAAAGGCAGCAGAUUUUGGAAUUGCAUUUUUUUAAAGCACCACUCUUGAUUUUCUGGGAUUGGUGGAGUAAGAAACUGCAUUGUCAAUUUCACUGUCCCAAAAAAGCCAAAUUGUGGCAGGACUUCUUUCUGCGGAAACGUGUGUAUACUUAUGUGUGUGUAUGUGUGAGUGUGAAUAUAUGUAUAUGUGUACAUAUGGACAUACACAUUUACAUAUAUAUAUAAAAUAUAUAUAUACAUACAUAUAUAUGUAUAUAUAUGUAUGAAACCCGCAUGGAAUUAUCUGUAUGAAAUCAAGGUGAGCUGUGGAAACAAUUAUCCACCCAGUUUAGUGGGUGGUAGGGUACGUGGCCAGAUACAGUCACCUGGUUUUUGUUCAUACCAGGGUUAUGCGUUGAGCUACUGACAAACUCAGGCAGAGGUGACCAUGCCCUUCACCAAAGCUGCCUCCCAGUGGCCGCCCAGAACUUCCCUGCUGGACUCACUUGAGGAAGGAGGUUCCAAGAUGCAGUGGGAUCCAGAAAGUACUUGCAAGGUCCAGGGAUCUCACGGUCCGCCAGCUGAGACACUCCUCGGGCUGGCCCAGGUGCUGACCUUGCCACAGGCAGGUGAAUGUCCUGAAGCUCCCACCAGGGACAUAAGGGUUUUCCUCAGCUUCCCAUCUCCUCCAUAUCCCAGGAAUCCUCCUUGAUCUUAUGACCAUUAAAGAGUUGCUUUGGUCUUAAGGUCAGUCCUGAAUUGGUCAUGUAUAUGAACUGAAGGUAACAGAAGUAAUAAGGGUCUGAGGAGUGCGUGCUAAGCGUGCUUAUGGGUGUGCGCGCUAAGCGUGCUUAUGGGUGUGCGCGUGCAUGGUAGGGGAGAGAAUGGGAAGAGGUGGAGGAGCUAGAAGGGAAAGGAGGAAGGGAGAAAGUCUUCAUAGACCAGGGUACACCAAUGGGAGCCAUUUCUUUUCCUCUAGUUGUCAUUUCUCUGCAAUGAAAAGGGACACCUGGCUUAGGAAGGGUGGCCAUCACAAUGGGAUGUGUCAGAAGAGAAAGGGUCUUCAUACCUGGAUCUGGCCCUGCUCUGGGAGUGGUUCUAAGAGGCCCAUUUUCCUAGCUGCAUCCUAGUGGCCCAGGCCCUGUGUGGCCCUCCUGCUCACAAGUGUGGAUUGGUCUGGGUGUUAUUUGUCAGUUAAAUUCUGUCCUUCCCUAGCUGCAAGCCCUGAGUCUCCUGUGGCUACAUUCACCCGACUUUUUGACAGGCCAAAUCCCUGCUCCUUAAGUAUAGGGAUAACUCUUCCUUCCCCCUCCCAUGUCCCCCCAUGUGUGAUAGUGUAUUUAAUGUUUUUUUUUUUUUUUUUUUUAAGCAACAUUAAAAGAUUCUUCAUGUCUUGCUCAGCCUUUGAGAAAAGUUUCAGAUUCUUGUAUUUGCUUGUUUUAUAUAAAACUAUCCAAUGUUCUUUGUAUGUUCUUUUCUGUACGUAAUGGGUGGGAGGGAGGGAAGGGAAAUUUACAUAUGAACGGUCCUAGUUCUAAUUUGUUAUUUUUUUAAUUAUUAUUUUUUAUCAUCAUUGUGAAGCUGUCCAGGGGCUUUAAAGUCCGUGUACCUUUGUGGUGAGAUAACUUCCUAAUAGUUUGAAAAAUUGCCAAGAAGAAAAAAGCAAAAUCCCAGUAGCAGAGCAUGGAUUCUGUGUUGUUUUCCAUUCUGUCUAUACUGCCUCAUUCAAUAAAUAGUUAAAAAUGUG